This is a messenger RNA of Contarinia nasturtii (swede midge), 3488 nucleotides long. RefSeq names its product golgin subfamily A member 2. The transcript is spliced from 4 exons. The record is from RefSeq and is a predicted model, not a curated record. Bases 420 to 3425 code for a protein of 1001 amino acids. Gene Ontology annotation, cellular component: Golgi cisterna membrane; Golgi cis cisterna; cis-Golgi network. Gene Ontology annotation, biological process: Golgi organization. NCBI's taxonomy places the organism in Eukaryota, Metazoa, Arthropoda, Insecta, Diptera, Cecidomyiidae.
AGCAAAAGAGAAAGAAAUUUCAUGUAUAUCGAUAUGCAACAAAAACAUUGUGAUUUGAUAUCUAUCAUUGAUUUUCGGUUGUAAUUAAUUGGUAUGAAUAUAUUGGUGACUUUUAAGUUUUGAACGUGAAAUUGUUUCUCAUAAUUGUCACUUUCUCGAUUGCAAGCAAAAGUUUGAGCCCCAUUUCACCUAAUAUAUACGAUUAAAAACUAUCGGAGAAUUUCACAAAAUAUACUGUAGUCUAUUUUAUAUUUCCUUUCACAACGACACACAGAUAGAAAAUUGUCGUGUUUUUAGCCCAAUAUUUAUUGUGUUUGUGCAUUUUCCCGAGCGUUAUUGAAUGUACGUUAUUGAAUGUAAAUUUACGACACAACAUUUUGUAAGUUUGAAAUUGUAAUAAAUCCUGCAAUACAUUCACAAUGUCCGAUAGUUCAAAAGCAGAGAAAAUUGCUGCAGCUCGAAAAAAGCUGAAGCAAUUUCAAUCGAAAGCAAAAACAGAAACAGCAUCCAAUAGUACGGUGACUUCGUGUGGAAUCGGAUCAAGUGUAAAUACUAAUGGAACUGCAACAUGUAUUGAGCAUACACAAAAUGACAAUGCAAUGAUAGCAAUUCAGCCGCAACAAAUUAACAUGCAAUUUGAGGCCGUUGAUCCCGUUCAAUUCGAUUCAACCAAAUUAUUUGAUCAACAUAUACCGGCCAGUGAAAAUAUGAUUGGUUCUCAAUCUGAAAUGGCAUUAAAUAUUACUGCAACACCGGCUAUAAAUACCAAUGCCAAUUUGCCGCAACAAUCACAAACAUCGCUGGCAAUACAAACAACAUUUCCACAUUUUUCAAAUGUUAGCCAAAUAGCAUCAUCGCAGCCGCUGACAACUUCUUUUUCAAUACAACAACCAAAUCUAGAGAGCAAUCCGGUUAAAAAUUGUGUUUCAGAUUUGUCACAUUUAGCCGAACAAUGUAAUCAAGAGCUAAAUAAUUUAUUGCAAGUAGAAAAGGUGCGUAAUCAUGAGCUUAGUGUAAAAGUGACCCAACAACAUUCCACAAUCGAAGAAUUGAGCAAUGAAUUGAAUCAACUACGUAAAAACAGUGGCACAAUUCAAGAAUUACAACAACAAGUUAAUGCUCACAUACAAACCGUUAAUAUUUUGGUGGGUGAAAAAUCCGAUUUAAGCGCAAAACUCAACGAAUUUGAAUCGGAAUGUGUCGAAUUAAAGGGUCGUCUGAAGGCAUCAAGGCACCGGGUGUCUGAAUUGGAAAAGGAUUUAAAUACAAUGACCCAAUCGCAUCAAAAAUAUGAUGGAUCACAACAGGCACUGUGCACGGAACUCGAAACCAUUCAAGAAGAUAAUAAACGUUUUAAGCGGUUGCAUCAAGAGACAUGCGAUGAAAAUACCGAAAUUCAAUAUCAACUUGCCAUCAAGACAAAGGAAAUUGAUGAAUUGAAAAAUGUCAUCAGUGCAAAAUGUAGUGAACUUGAAAUGGUACAUGUUCGUCUUGAGCAAUUGACCGGCGGUGAUUUAACACAAUCAAAUGAAACAUCAGCCGUUGAACAAAAUCAUAAAGAUCAACGAAUUUUGGAUUCAGAACGCCAAAUUAUUGAACUACAAAAUAUGAUUUCGGAAUUGACAAGUGACCGUGAUCGUACUCAACAACAAUAUCAAUCAUAUGUACAACAUUUAACAAAUGAAACGACAUCGAUGAAUCAACGCAUUCAAGAGCUCACCAAAACCAAUGAAAAACUUACCAAACGAGAAGAAUCGCUAGUUAAUCACGUCCAAGAAUUGGAAAAACAAAUUCAAAAGCAACUCAGCACUCAACGGAGAUUGGCCGCUUUACGUGAUAAUGACGACAAACAAAAGGCAGAUGAUAAGAUGAACAAAGAUAAUGCAUUAAAUGAUAUUUCACACAAUAAUGACGAAUUGAGUACAUUACGAAAAAAAUUGAAUGCAAUUGAAAAGGAAAAAUUCGAUUUAAAUGUACUCUUGGAAGAAUAUAACACGCAGAAGCUAUCAUUGCAACAACAUUUAUUGGAAAAAGAUGCCAAACUAACGGAAAUUGAAUCGGAGUUAGAUUAUUUACGAACCGAGCGACCAGACACAUCUAAUUUAUUGGCCACGAUUGAAAGUGACAAAGUUGCCGCCUCACGAGCAAUGACCCAAAAUCAAGAACUGAGAAAACAACUCGAAGAAAUGCAACAAGCGUUCGUGCAAGUGAGUAACCAAAAAUUGGAAUUAACGUCCCAAUUGCAGAGUGAAGAGUAUAUGAAUCGUGAUAUUCGAAAUCGUUUUGGUGAUUUGGAGUCUGAAUUGAAAUCGAUCAAAGAGAAAUUGCAUUUUAAAGAUGAAGAAAUGAUUCGAUUGACCCAUGAAAAUUCGCAAUUCGGUGCAAAAAUACAAGAACUAUCGAAACGUUUGAACAGCAGCAGCAAUGAUGGUGUACGGCAACUGACCGAAUUACAAAAGAAAUUGCACUCGACAAAAAAGGAAAUUAAAAAAUUACGGACUAAAUUGAAAGAAGUGGCUCCGACCACUGAGGUUGAUGAAUUGCCAAAAAAUGGAGAUGAAAAUGGGCAAGUGGUUGAGAUCACUUCUAAGUGUGACGUAGAAAACGAACACAAACAUGAUCAUGACGGAGAAUAUCAUCACAGUGAACAUCAUCUUGACCAUGGCCAUGAUCACAACGAAGAUGACGAUGAAUGUAAAUCGGUCGAAGCUUUGGAUAAUUCCGAUGUGGUGUCCGUAACAUCAACUAUAAAUAUUGCAACAAAUGAAGCAAUGGACAAACUUCAAGAACGUUUCAAACGAACAAUGAAUGAAAUUGCUGAUUUGACGGAAGAAAAACAACGUCUUGAACAUCUGGUAACACAAUUACAAAGUGAAACCGAAACAAUUGGUGAAUAUAUUGCACUAUAUCAAACGCAACGACGCCUAUUGAAACAACGUGAAAUUGAGAAAGAUAUUCAAUUGAAUCGAAUUGCAGCCGAUCGCGAAGGCAUGAAAGAUAAAUUACGUCAAUUGAAUGAAUUGGUUGAACUAUUGAUGAUUCAAAAGGGUUUUAAUAAUGCCAAGGAAAUUAUUACGCAAUUGAAUACAACAAAUAAUAAUGGCGAAAAAGUUCCUGAAAAUACCGAAACACCGACGGUGAUAAAUGGUUCAUCGACGCCGACAAUUAUGGAUUGUGAGAACAUUCCACAGAAUGUUCAACCUAUGCAAAAUAACUGUCAUGAACACGAUCAUCAUUUGCCUGAAAAUGAUCUACGUAGUCAUAUUAUUCAAUCGCAUCACGAUACAAAUACCCGUGAAACGGCUACCAAAAUUAUCAACCUUUUAACUGAUAUUAAGGAUACAAAUUUGCGACAAGAUUACACAGUAGUUUCUAACAGUGUAGAUCAUUGUUCGUGUUGUUCCGGUAAAUUGGAAGUCGUGUGAAAUUGAAUGCAAAAUAAAUAAAUAAUAAGAACACAAACAUUCAUAUUGAAAUAAUCGAAUUCA